AUGGCGCGCUCCUUCCUUCUCGGCCUCGUAUACGCGGCCUUGUUCGCGCUCUCCGUGCGCGCCUUUGGGCUCACUGAGAGCGGGAACAACUAUGUGGUGGAUACGUCUGGCGGCCUUGUGUUCACGGUCGACAAAACCUCUGGGGACAUCACCUCCAUGAAGUUCAACGGCAUCGAGGCGCAAGACUCGAGCAAGCAUAGUCAUAUCGCGUCCGGGAUCGGCGCGUCUUGCAGUUGGACCCGCACAGGCCACAACGACAACUACAUCAAGAUCACCUGCACGGCGUCUGGGAUUGUGCAAUACUACGUGGCCAAGUACAACGACCCUAGCAUCCAUAUGGCGACCUACACCUCCUCCGAGCCCUCCGUCGGCGAGCUCCGCUUCAUCGCCCGCCUCAAGAAGUCCGCGCUCCCCAACGGGUACGCCGUCUCCGAGAUGGAGGGCGGCACCGCCAUCGAGGGCUCCGAUGUCUUCCUCGUCAAUGGGCAGACCAGGUCCAAGUUCUACUCCUCCAGGCAGCAUAUCGAUGACCAGGUGCACGGCGUCACGGGCUCGAACAUCGGCGCGUUCAUGAUCAUCCCCGGCACGGGGUACGAGGGCUCCUCGGAACUCGCAUCAGACAUGAACUCGGGCCACACACAGACGGAGAGCUACCGGAUGGGGCUGCAUGGGCCUUACGCCCUCACCUUCACCACCGGCUCGACACCGUCUGGCGAUCUUGACACCUCCUUCUGGGAAGGGAUCGGCGACGUCCAGGGCCUUGUCACCCAGGCUCAGCGUGGCCGCGUCACGGGCAAAGCGUCCGGCUACGCCUCGGGUCAGGCUGAGUACAUCGUAAUUGGCUUCGCGAAUAGCGAUGCGCAGUAUUGGGUCCGCGCGCGCUCGUCCGACGGCCGCUUCACGAGCCCGUACAUGAAGCCCGGGACGUACACCAUGACGCUAUACGAAGUCGAGCUCGCCGUCGCCUCGCAAAGCGUCACCGUCAGCGCCGGCGGCCUCGCGACGUCGAAUAUCGCGUCGACGAUUGCGCGUCCGAGCGCGAUCUGGCAAAUCGGCGAGUACGACGGGACGCCGAGGGGUUUCUUGAAUGCUGACCCGAGCGACAACCGGAUGCACGACUGGGUCAGGGAUUACACUGUCAGCACGAACAACAUCUACUACUUCCCCAUGGCGCUCUUCAAGGACGUCGGCGCCACGACUAUCCGCUUCAGCUUGCAGUCGGGGCAGGGCGGCGCGCGCACGCUCGAGAUCGCCACCACGCUCGCCUUCGCAGGUGGUCGCCCCACGGUCCAGGUGAACGACUGGAGCGGGAAGGCGCCGUCCGCGCCCAACCAGCCCGAUUCGCGCGGCGUGACGAGGGGGACGUGGAGGGGGAAUAACAUCCUCUACUCGUAUGCCAUUCCGGACGGCGUCCUCCACACCGGCAACACGCAGAACACCAUUACAAUCAACGUUAUCUCUGGGUCUUCGGGCAGUCAAUUCUUGUCUCCCAACUUUGUCUUCGACAUGGUUCGCUUGUACUAACUUCAUUCUUUUUCUAUGCCGCUCUUUCUUCUGGCCCUGGCACAUUUGGGUAUAAUGAAGUGGUAAUACUGUGUACAAUGGAUAUACCUUCGUUCUGCGACUUCAAGCUGAGAACCUGAGCAUAAGACGCUCUCGCGGUGUGGUAUGCUGGAAGCUUCGUGGAAGCUCAACAUCACCACCAGGCUUCAGGCACUUCCUCGGGCGGACUAACAAGGUACUUGCGGAGCUGGAGUCGGGUGUGGAAGCGCCGUAGGGGGACCAAGUCUCGACAAUGAGCGAAUGUGGGUCUUUUCGUCCUUGAGUUGUAUUGCGAAGUCCACUUGUGCGCCACCGAAGAUG
Messenger RNA from Schizophyllum commune H4-8, 1863 nucleotides. RefSeq names its product polysaccharide lyase family 4 protein. The transcript has 19 exons. Lineage: Eukaryota; Fungi; Basidiomycota; Agaricomycetes; Agaricales; Schizophyllaceae. Gene Ontology annotation, biological process: pectin catabolic process. The record is from RefSeq and is a predicted model, not a curated record. Gene Ontology annotation, molecular function: carbohydrate binding; carbon-oxygen lyase activity, acting on polysaccharides. The coding region runs from base 1 to 1524 and encodes 507 amino acids.